Molecule: messenger RNA, 6881 nt
Organism: Phymastichus coffea
Lineage: Eukaryota; Metazoa; Arthropoda; Insecta; Hymenoptera; Eulophidae
Product: protein Fe65 homolog
Exons: 15
Coding region: 502-2763 (753 amino acids)
Biological process (GO): regulation of DNA-templated transcription
Cellular component (GO): nucleus; cytoplasm
Molecular function (GO): amyloid-beta binding; transcription factor binding
Source: RefSeq, a predicted model, not a curated record
UCGGCGUUAACCUUUUGCGACUGGACGCGUCGACGUCGCGCGAGACUAGCGUAGCGCGCUAGUUGUGCUGUAGCCUGGCGUGCGGCCUCUCGGCGGGCUUCGCUUGCGCGCAGGGCGAGCUGACGAGCCGUCGCAGGCCAGAGUGUGCGCCUUGACCGAGGCGCCAGGCCAGUGUCGCGAGUGCAGGGACGCCCGGAGCAGCCGGACGCGCGUCGAGUGUCGGCAGCUGAUCGCAAGCUCCGAGCGACGAGCCAGCUGAUCUGCUGCUCACAGUCAUCUCCACGGCAACGGGCCCCCGCAGUUCCUCGAGGUGGAGAGAAGGAUCUAGCGUUACGAAAGUGGAGGUUCGAGGCGAGUAAUCGACGAAAAAAGAGCGGUGACGAAACAGGGGCUGGCGACAGUCGGAUAUAAAAACGAGAAGGCGAAAGGAAGGAGACUGGCGGACGCCGGGCUAAGCGGAGGUAGUAGCGGAGGCGCGAAGCAGCAAGGGCAGACGGCCCUAUGUUGUGCGGUGAGCUGGUGAACGGGGGGCUCGCGAGCGUAGGUGCGGUUACCGUACCCUGCGGACUGCUCGGCCUCGGGCUGCCCGGCUACCUCAGGGCCGGACCCCAAGGCGCCCCCUCGCCUUAUCUCGCCCUCCUCGCUGAGUUGCUAGCCGAGAGAGCUCAUCUAUUCGCCCGCAUGGAUCUCGACGACAACCGCGAACUCGAGCUUCAGCUCUCGCAAGAUGACAUCGACGAAGAUGUACUCCUCGAGAAUGGACUGCUUUCGUUCGAAAAUCCAAAUUACCAUCUGGAUCCAGCACGAUUGGAUGACGCGCUUAACAGCAACGAGAAUGGCAGUUCUCUAUACGAGGAGUUGUAUCAGGAAUUAGUCAGCGGAGUGAGGGGCAAUGCUGCCAACGAGAUGACACGAGUCCAAGGUAGGCGUACUUACGCCAACCUUGACAUCGGUAGCAUGGGCGUUGACGUAACCCAGGGUCCGCUUACUCAAGAUCCCACAGUCUCUGACAACAGCGAAAAUCACAAUCACGGGUACGGUGCUGGCGAGGCGUGCGGGAGCUUCGCCGAAUCGAGCCUCAUCGACGACAGCCUCAACGGCAAUCCCCGGGGUGACGAGGCCUCCGCUGCCGAUGACGGCGAUGCCGCCUCAACUCUCACUAAGUGUCGCAUGUCCGCUUGUGUGUUUUCGAGCAGUUAUUGCGAGAAGCCCGAGAGCCUGACGACAGAGAUGGGCGGCGUGCCUCACGUCGAAGGUGUGAACAACGAGCUGUACGCCAACGUGCCGGUCAAGCGACGACAACCCAAGGACAAGCAGCUGAAGCUUCAGAACCACCUCGACAAGCCCAACAAGGACAACUCGAUCGACUCCGAAGACAAAGACGAGAACCUACCGCCCGGCUGGGAGAAGCACGAGGACAAAGACGGACCGUACUAUUGGCACAUCAAAACCGGCACGAUCCAGCGGGAGCCACCAGAGGCCCGUUUUCUAAAAAUCGAGUCUCGUCGAAGCUUCGUCAAGGAUAACGAUAGCAUCAACAACUUCAACUCGCUGGGCGGCCUGGUGAAUACCGUCACCCGAAGCAACACAAGCUACGCCUUAGACCAAGAGCUCGAGAGCAAAAGGAAAGAGGAGUUAGCUCUAAAACGAAGGAGUUAUCCGGCGCGAGCCGACUCGGAGGACAGAAACAAGCCAAUCAGAUUCGCGGUCAGAUCGCUCGGCUGGACGGAAAUAGCCGAGGAGGACCUCACUCCCGAAAGGAGCAGCAAAGCUGUUAACAAGUGCAUCGUCGACUUGUCCCUCGGUAGAAACGAUCUGCUCGACGUCGUCGGUCGAUGGGGAGACGGCAAAGAUUUAUUUAUGGAUCUGGAUGAAGGAGCCCUGAAGCUCAUUGAUCCGGAAAAUCUCACGGUUCUCAAUACUCAACCAAUUCAUACUCUACGAGUCUGGGGAGUUGGGAGAGAUCACGGACGAGAGAGGGACUUUGCGUACGUGGCGAGGGACCGAACGACGCGGAAACACAUGUGCCACGUGUUCCGCUGCGACAUACCGGCUCGUACGAUCGCCAACACGCUGCGCGACAUCUGCAAGAAAAUCAUGAUCGAACGCUCCCUCCACCAGAAUCUGGCCAAGCCCCUGGACGUGAACGGGCGGACGAGCCUCGCCACCAGGCCCACUAAUCUGCCCACCGAACACAGACGACUGCACAGAAACGGCCAAACCCUCGUCACGCAAUCCUUCCCGACGCCGAUGGAGGAGCCGAAGAAGGUGCUGCGAGCACAGUACCUGGGCUCGAUGCAAGUGAGCCAGGCGACGGGCAUGGAGGUACUGAACGACGCCAUCGACCAGCUGAUCGGCAACGUGCCCAUCAAUCAGUGGCGGAACGUGAACGUGGCCAUUGCGCCUAGCAUGAUUUCCAUACUCACGCCUAACGACGACAAGCUGAUAGCCGAGUGCAGAGUGCGUUACCUGUCGUUCCUCGGCAUCGGCCAGAACGUCAAGCAGUGCGCCUUCAUCAUGCACACCGCCCAGGACCUCUUCAUCGCACACGUGUUCAACUGCGAGCCCAGCAGCGGCGCGCUCUGCAAAACGAUCGAGGCCGCUUGCAAGCUGAGGUACCAAAAGUGUCUGGACGCUCAUCCGCCUGGCUUCAGAAACGUCGGCAGCGCCAACACGCCGGGAAACGGCCGGGGCUUGGGCGCCACCCUCAAGUCGUUCGUCGGCACGCUGACCGGCCGCAAGAACAAGCAGAACGAGUCCUGAAACGAGGCUCUCUCGCUGCAGGAACUCUGGUCAUCACUGCCUGCGGAGCGAGAGGUCAUCCGACACAGACACCUGCAGUCGCCGCUGACCCUGAAAUACUUCGGAGGAUCGCCGCCGACUGCCUCGCUCAAAUCGCUGCUCUCGCCAUCGCUCGAUUCCAGACGAAUCCAGCUGGCCCGCUGGGAGAGCGACCACUCCUAAGUGAAAGCCGACCCGAAGAAAGCUCGAGCGUGGGCCAACAAGGGCACGGGCUAUCCGUUUACAUUCUCAUGCAUUAUCCUUUCUUUGCUCGUCUCGUUAGUUGAUAUUUCAAGCAGCCGGUCAUGCAUUUACGUGUCUAAUGCUAGUUAACGCGUAGCUAGAGCUUAAGCGUACACGGUGUUGUGUGUUUCAUUCUCGACGGAAUAAACGUAAAAAAGCAAGAAGCUACGCGCGUUGCGAUCUGACCCGCCCCCGGAUAGAGCGGUUACUGCGUAACUACGAGCGCCAUUCGUCAGUUUCACGAGAUUCUAGUUUCUGUACAUACGUUCGACUGCACGCGCAAGAGUUACGAAAAACAACACUGUUGAUGGUCUCUAUCGCUAUGUGCUUCGGGACAGUUGCCAUACGAAUUGACGUAUUUUGCGAGGCAAACAAGAACGGGGGUAAUGUACUGUCCAGCUGAUAGGUAAUUUAUUUUUUAUGCCGACUACAACUGUAUGUGUGAAAGACGUUAGAAAAUAUUUAAGAGAGCUAAAUAUUACUUUCACGAGGGUCAAGCGAAGCUUGCAAAACAAAAGAAAGUCUACCUACGAAGGUAGAGAAUGAGAGAGAAAAAUAGGACUACGAUUAUACAACAAAACCAAAAACCCUACCGAAGAUCUUGAAUGUUAUCUCGACUUUUUCUCGACUUUUUUCAAGCAUGUAUAAUGCUGCACUAAACACACGUCAUAUGUGUAAAUAUAUAAUAGAUAGCUAUGCUAGCGUAAGCAAAUAGCGAUGAAAAAUGAACAAUACGAAUAGAAGCACGGAAGAAUCACAAUUCUUCACGUCUCCGAUAAGCUGCAUACAAUAAGAUAAAAAAACAAACGUAUAGACGAAAGAGCUCACAAAUGCAUCCAGCGGAUGCGCGCUAGUGCAGAGAUUUUCAUCGAGGCGCGGUCUAUGCCCGAUCCAAUGAACAAGUAAAAAUAAAGACCGAAUAGAUUGUAACAUACGCAUAGCCACGAUAAUGAUAUAACAGUUUUACACAAUGAAAAGUAACACACACGGAAAUAUUAUAUGAUUAACAGGCUAGCAGGCAACAACUUGAGCUUUGUUAAAUUGAUAUGCUUGUUUUAACAGCUAAGAAUCAAAUUUUUUCAUCAAUUUGAGCUUCUUUUAUAAAACAGCUUUCAAAUACGUUGAUUUGCGUUGACAGUACAUUUUCGGCUGCGUAAUUCUAUGAAACACACGCGAAUAACUCUUAUCUAGACUGGUAUUCGAAGGGCUACUUAUAUGAUUACCACAAUCUUUGUGGAAUCGUGAUAUUAAGUAUACCUACAUAUACAUAGUUAGAAUGUGAAAGCACUUGAUGUUAAUGUUGAAUCACAUGACAAGCGUUCCUAUAGUUUUUUGCAGAUUUUAUGCACGAGAGAGUAAUAACCACAUAGAUACCAUAUUAUUGUCGAUCUCGUCGGAAUAUAUUAAAAUUAAAACAAAUUACAUAUAAUCUGCGCAGGACGUCGAAUUUACAAUAAAGAAUGAACAAACAUUCGCGGGACCCAGGAUGACUAUUCUAUAACGUAGGGUAGGGUUAAGAAAAAAGUAACAAAAGAAAUUAAGUAAAUAAUUCGAAUGUUAAAGAUCGAAGUGUGUAUCGGUUAAAAAGUGCGUGAACGGGUGGGGAAUAUUAGAAUAAGAUUUAUUCCUCCACAAAGUAUAUUGAUUUAUUGUUUGACCACGCUCAAGCAAAAUUUAAGCUUCGAUAAUGUAUGUGCAAAAAAUAAUAAAAGAGUAAGCAUGUAUUAGAAAUAAGCAAAGAAUACAACAACAAACAUACCUACUCUCUUGAAAUCAUUGACGCUAACGACACAGGUAAACUUUUUGACCCUUUGAAAGCUGCUUCAGUGUGUAAAUAUAUUAAUUAUCUAUUUGCCGGAUGUAAGCUUUAAUGAUCAGCAUGUAAAUAAGUAUGAUAUAUUGAAAUCAAUAUAACAAUCAUAUGAAUAUUAUUUGUGUGCAACAUAAUACAAUAUUAUUGCAAGCAGCAAUAUUUUGCAAGAAAUGAAGUCACAAUUUUACUCUAAAAAUUAUAAAUUGCUCACAAAUAUAAUUCACAUUUUCACAGUAAAUAACGUUACAAAACUGUAUUAUCAUUUUCGUUAUCGAAAAUCAUAAGUAUUUACACGUUGUCGAAAUAUUUUCAAUAUUUUAACGACAAUAUUUUAAAGCUAUUUGGGUAGGUUUAUUUUUUAUGGUUUGAAAUGAAUAAAAAGUUAUAAGAUCUCUAAUCAUCAGAACAAUUUUUUGGAGUGCAUAGUAAAAACUAGUGGAUUAAUAAUCUAAAAGGUAAUAGGAAAAACAUAGAAGUAUUUUAUAAUUUAACUUUAUUGAAAUAUUUUGACAUGUUCUAGUAUAAUUUGUUUUUAUAAAUCUUUUUAUCAUAUUAAACCAGUAGUAAUAAUUUUAUUCUUUAGUGUAAAUAUUGAAAGGUAAUGGUACGUGAAUUAAUGUCAAAUAUUUUAUAAAGUCAAGAUGAAUGACUCGGAUAGACGGUACUAGUUUUAUUUGUAUUGUAAAAUGGAGAAAGAGAAAUUUUCAAGUGGGAGCAGAGAAGAAAUUGUGUGUAUAUAUAUAUGUAUAUGUAUAUAUAUACAUAUAUAUAAAAUAUGCUGUUGAACGUUGCACUUUCGAUAUAACCUCGGAUAUAAUCCAUCUGCAAAUAAAGUGAUACUCACUCUCUACCACAAAAUAGUACACAUACAGUUUAUAAAAUAAAGAUUAUAUAAAAGCUUCAAGGUUCGCGUGCAAAUUAAUAUUAUGAUAUGGUAAAAAAAAUUGUUUUUAUACAAUUCUUAUAUUUAAAAAAAGCUUUCAGUGAUCCGCUUGGUUUGUGCGUGAAUAGCGUAUUGUAAUCGAAACGUGGUAAACAAACAGAGCUUUAUCUGUAGAAGAAAAACUAUCGCAGCACAAAAUGCAAUGCUUCGAAAUAAUUGUGCGCUUUGAAAUGAAAAAUAUUCAAUCGCAUAGUGUGUUGAUUCUCGUAAUUAGUAGAAUUAAUCGUAUAUUCCACAAAACAAAAAUAUAUGUUAUUAAAUAAUGUAAUUAAAAUUGUCUACGGGGUGAAUCAACUUUUCGCUUUGUUUGAAAAUGAUAAUUUAGUAUAAGUACUGAUUGAAAAAAGAAGUUUAAUUUUGCAUAAAAAUUGUUUACACGUGCUAUUAUAUAUUAAUCAUACCCAUACUGAUUGCCAUCGAUACAUUUGACUGCUAUCACGUAAAACAAUUAACACUCAGUCCCACUUAUGAUUGUUGAAAUGAUGUACUUGUUGAAUAUAUUAUAUACUGUCAUUGUCAAGAAGCUAAGAAAUGUACUGCUGAAAUAUUGCUUUUUCGUUUACUGUAUUCGCCUGUCUAAAAACCAUUUACUAUUGGUUUGAUCAUUCAUUGAAUCGUCUACGUAUCCGAUGAGCACUGACGUGACGAUAAAAAAAGUCAAUGCAUCAAGCAAACAUUGCCAGCAGGCGAGCUUUUUAUGUGUUAACGUUAACGAUGAUAGUUAAUAUUAACAUUUUAUGAUAAUAAUGACGGGUUUGCAGCAUUAUAGAAAAUUAUUGCUGUAAAAAUACUCUCCAUUGGAUAGGAGUUACAUGACUUACUAAUCAAGUGAUAAUGUGAGAGGAUACGUUGAUGAUUUUACGUUUUGACGCGCACCAAUACACUAUGAUAUCCAAGGACGCAAAAAAGUUUUACGGGGACAAGUAUUGAUAGCAUAAAUAAUUCAUACAAAUAACAGCGUAAGCGUUCGUUUAUAUGCGUAGUAGAAAAAACGAUUAACAGUCGAUAAGAAUUCAUAAGAGAUCAAGUAUUAUUGUAUGAAGUAAAUGAACAUCAUUAUACAAUCUAACUACACCUGCCUCUUGUGAAUAAAAAUCUAUU